This is a messenger RNA of Spodoptera frugiperda (fall armyworm), 3576 nucleotides long. It is a transcript of the gene su(f), whose product is annotated as protein suppressor of forked. Gene Ontology annotation, cellular component: nucleus. Gene Ontology annotation, biological process: mRNA 3'-end processing. The coding region runs from base 215 to 2398 and encodes 727 amino acids. Lineage: Eukaryota; Metazoa; Arthropoda; Insecta; Lepidoptera; Noctuidae. Gene Ontology annotation, molecular function: protein binding; mRNA binding. The transcript has 18 exons. The record is from RefSeq and is a predicted model, not a curated record.
AUUUUCAUUCAUACUUUGAUGUGUGGUGUGUGUGUGGCGUCUCUGGCUGGGUUGUGUUUCGUUAGAACAUUUUAUUGUUUUAUUUUAUGUUCGUCUCACAAAUAAUUAUUAGUGUAUAAAAUAGUAAUUAGUUUACCUUAAUAGACUUUUAUUAUUUGCUAGUUAUAAUUAAUAUCUAUUUACCGACAUAACAUAACCUAAAUAGGUUACGAAAAUGACAACUGUUGAAGAAAAUACGGAAAUAGACUGGGGUAAUGAAAGGCUGAGCCGAGCUCAACGUGCGGUUGAAGCCAACACUUACGAUGUGGAUUCCUGGUCCCUACUCAUCCGUGAGGCCCAAACGAGGCCCAUCAAUGAAGUACGUCCCAUGUACGAGAAGCUGAUCAAUGCUUUCCCAACUACGGGCCGAUACUGGAAGAUUUAUAUUGAACAGGAGAUGAAAGCGAGGAAUUUUGAAAAAGUCGAAAAGCUGUUCCAGCGAUGUCUCAUGAAGAUCCUGAACAUAGAAUUGUGGAGGCUGUACCUCAACUACGUCAAGGAGACCAAGUGCAUGCUGCCUACUUAUAAGGAAAAAAUGGCACAAGCAUACGAUUUUGCGCUGGAUAAGAUCGGUCUGGAUAUCCACGCUUACCCAAUCUGGAACGAUUACAUCACGUUUCUGAAGAGUGUGGAGGCUGUGGGAUCUUACGCUGAGAACCAGAAGAUAUCUGCUGUGAGGAAGGUGUACCAGAGAGCCGUGACCACCCCUAUAAUAGGCAUUGAGACACUAUGGAAGGAUUACAUCGCGUUUGAACAAAGCAUCAACACUAUUAUUGCUGAAAGAAUGGCGAUGGAGCGUUCCCGGGAGUACAUGAACGCGAGGCGAGUGGCCAAGGAGUUGGAGACAGUCACUAGAGGUCUGAACAGAAACAUGCCGGCCACACCGCCCACUGCUGAUAGGGAGGAGAUGAAACAGGUGGAACUAUGGAAAAAGUACAUAACAUGGGAGCGAUCGAACCCGCUCCGCUCGGAGGACACGGCGCUGGUGGCUCGGCGGGUGAUGUUCGCCAUCGAGCAGUGCCUGCUGUGCCUGGCGCACCACCCCGACGUCUGGCACCAGGCCGCGCAGUUCCUCGACCACUCCGCCAAGCUGCUGCAGGAGAAAGGGGACUCGAACGCGGCGCGUCUGUUCUCAGACGAAGCAGCAGCUGUGUACGAGAGGGCCACCAGUGGACCUCUGAAACAGUCCACGCUAUUGCACUUUGCCCACGCCGACUAUGAGGAGAGUAGACUGCAUUAUAAUAAGGUACAUCAAGUAUACACGCGUUACUUGGACAUGGAGGACAUUGACCCCACCCUGGCGUUCGUGCAAUAUAUGAAGUUCGCCAGGCGAGCUGAAGGCAUCAAGUCUGCCAGGACUGUCUUCAAACGGGCUCGGGAGGAUUCUAGAUCCCGCUACCACGUGUUCGUAGCCGCAGCGCUGAUGGAGUACUACUGCUCGAAAGACAAGAACAUCGCGUUCCGCAUCUUCGAGCUGGGUCUGAAGAAGUUCUCCCACAUUCCUGAAUACGUGCUCUGCUAUAUCGACUACCUGUCUCAUUUGAACGAGGACAACAACACCCGCGUCCUCUUCGAGCGAGUGCUAUCCUCAGGGAGCCUCAAGCCGGAGAGCCAGGUGGACAUAUGGAACAGGUUCCUGGAGUUCGAGUCCAACAUUGGAGACCUCGUCAGUAUCGUCAAGGUCGAGAAGAGGAGACAGGCAGUGCUGGAAAAGAUCAAGGAGUUCGAAGGCAAGGAGACGGCCCAGCUGGUGGACCGGUACAAGUUCCUCGACCUGUACCCGUGCAGCAUCGCCGAACUCAAGUCUAUCGGGUAUACUGAGGUGGCUUCGAUGUCGAACAAGUCGUGGGCACUGGGAGGCCCCCUGGCGGGGAUAUCGCCAGAACUAGCCGCCGUUAUACUCGGACAGAAGGAUAACGACCCGAACAAGGACAUAGCGCGGCCGGACACCAGUCAGAUGAUACCGUACAAGCCUAAAGUCAAUCCCCUGCCCGGCGAACAUCCCAUACCAGGCGGGACGUUCCCCCUCCCCCCCGCGGCCGCCCAGCUGUGCACCAUGAUGCCGCCGCCGUCCAGCUACCGCGGACCGUUCGUCGCCAUCGACAGGCUCAUGCAGCUCUUCAACAGAAUCUCUCUGCCUGACAAACCGCCAGCGCCUACGAUGGAGAACGGCUGCGACACCAAACUGUUCGACCUGGCGCGCUCCGUGCACUGGAUCGUGGACGACGAGGGGAUCACCACUGUCGCCAGCAAGGCACGACGAAGGAAAGCGGGUGAAGACUCAGACGACGACGAGUUAGGAGUCGCGCCGCCCGCCAACGACAUCUAUCGGCAGAGACAACAAAAGCGAGUCAAGUAGAACUAACUAACAUAAACAUAAUAUUGUAUACACAAGCAAACAUUUUUGUAUUAUAAUAAAAUCUCGUGAGACUUAAUUAUUAUGUUAUCUGCUUACUCACGUUACUGUUUGAGGAGGGACUCGACUAGUUUCAAGCCAUGCUAGAGGUUCAUAUUCAUGAGUAGGAUUCCGCGACACGUUAAAUUAUACGACAUUUGUUUGUCGACUUGUUUCAAGCCGUGAUGGGAGCUCAUAGUCAAGAAUUGCAUUGCAUGAUAUCCAGUUCCAGACUCGAAUCUCUAAAGUAAACUAGAGAAGUCCGUAGUGUGUCAGGUUACAGUGCCGCGUGUGUACAACUAUUUCUAAGUGUGGGGAUCGGGAGAGCCAUGCUUCGGCACGAAUGGGCCGGCUCGACCGGAGUGAUAUCACGGCCUCACAGAAAACGGACGUGAAACAACGUUUGCGUUGUGUUUCGUUGUGUGAGUGAGGUUACCGGAGCCCCAAUUACCUCCCUUCCCAAUCUUCCUAAUCCCCGAUUACCCCUUCCCAAUCUUCCCAAUCCCCGAUUCCCGAACAACAAAAUUUCCUAACUGCCAAAAGGCCGGCAACGCACUUGUAACGCCUCUGGUGUUGCAAAUGUCCAUGGGCGGCGGCGAUUGCUUACCAUCAAGUGAUCCGUCUGCUCGUUUAUAUAUCAUAAAAAGCUGCUUGUCUAGGGUGCUGUCUAGGUUUAAUCUCUUCUUGAUACAUGAAACCUAAAUAGAAUUAAGUACUUCGUCAAACAGUGAAUGUAUGCCGUAAAACAUAAUUAUUUAUAUAGAAGUACCCUUAGUAUUAGUUUGCUUUACGUUUAAAGUAAUCGAAACGAGAGCGCGUUCGGCGAUCUGAGGCCUUAGUACGAGUUUGUUUUACGAAACCAGAGCGAGUAUGGCGCUCUGAUUGGUUGGUUUAUUCGCACCAACCAAUCAGAGCGCCGAACGCUCUAUCAUUUCGUUUUCGUUCAACGAAGAGCAAACUCGUGCUAAGGGUACAGACAUUUUGUAUAACCGAACGAUGAGAUUUUUUUUUGAAACAAAGUAAAACCAUUGAAAUCUUUGUGAAUUUGGUUUGAUUUUGCACGACUUGUAUAUUAUAUGGGAAGUUUUGUAUGUGUAAAAGAUAAUAUAUGAAACUUUUAUAAAUAAAGAACUUAAAUAUAA